UUGUCAGAUAUGUACGAGAGAAAUGUUUAUCAAUUCUUGAACAUUCUCAUUAUCCACUUCAAUAUAUCCUUGCUAAUUUACAUAUUAAUCAAUCAAAUAUUUCAUUUCUUGAAACAAUGUAUGACUUUAUAACAAUAUCGUCACACAGCGAUGAAUUGUCUUUGGAUGGAGCAAACCUUAAACAAGUGUCAUUUGAACGAUCGUUUGAAGUGGCUAAGUUCGAUUUUAUGUUAAUGUUUGUCUAUAAUCCGAUGAUGGAAAAUAGUAGAUUAUCAUUUCGUUUAACUUGUUCACAUGAUCUGUUUGAUGAAACUACAGUUACAAAUAUAGGUCAAAGGCUAGAAUAUUGUUUUCAACAACUUUUUUCAUUAAAUGAAAAUAUAAGUCGAAUUGAUACAUGUUUUACAUCUUUAUCGAAAUUGGAUCUUAUUCUACCAGAAGAAACUCGAGAAAUGGAAUAUAUCAUCUUUUGUCGACAAUCACAUAUUAUAAACGAAGCACCAGCAUCAUUUGCACAAGCUCGUAUUUGGCUUGACGAAAGAAUUCGAUUCGAUCCAGACAAGCCACAAGUAGCAAUCUAUAAUAUGCCUUUUGUUUACCGUCUUCAGUCAGAUCAUAAUUUGUCGAUUAAACAACUUCGUCAUGCUCUUCAUCUCACUGUUAACAAACAUCCCUCACUUCAUACAUCACUUAUCUUUGAUGCAAAAAUGAAUCAACUCAUGCAACGAGUUAUUACACGAAAAGAUAACUACACUGAUAUGUUUUCAAUCAUCGAAACUACUUAUGAAACAGAUGAACAAUUGAAUGAAAUUUUACAUGACGAGAAACGUAAUCCUCACCUGUUUGAUCUUGCUCAAGGUGUUGUCUUUCGAUGCCAUCUUGUUUACUACAAACGAAUCUCUUCCAAUGAUCUUCUUUCGCACAAAGAUCUACUUAUCUUCAACUUUCAUCAUGCUCUAUUUGAUUUUCCAUCAAUGAAAGUGUUUCAUCAUGAUCUUAACCAAGCAUAUGCAACAGGUCAAUUAUUGUAUGAUGACAACACUAAUCUUCGUUAUCUCGAUUAUGCUGUUAUUGAACAACAAAUGUCAAUGACUGGUGCAAGUAUGUUUUGGCUUGAUGCUCUUCAUGAUUGUAAACUCGAUCAGCCUUUAUCAUUACCAUUCGAUCGAUAUCGUCUUGCAAAUGAACAUCGAACUGGUCGUGGAACAUCUAUUUCUUUUGAUUUUGGUCAAGAUCUCUCACAUGACUUUGUUGUUCAUGCAUCAUCAAAUAACAUAUCACUGGAACAUCUUGCACUUGCUACUUAUUAUGUCUUCUUAUUCAAAUUAACAAAUGGUGAAAAAGAUUUAUGCAUUGGGAUAAAUACACAUGGUCGAUAUAGAGAUGAACUCAACUCUAUCAUUGGAAUGUUUGUGAAUGCUAUACCUUUGCGAUGUCAACUUGAUCCUCAUCUAUCAUUUGAUAAAAUCACUCAGCACGUUCAAGAUAAUAUGAUAAAUUGUAUUAAAUAUUCAUAUUUUCCACUUCAACGUAUUCUCAAUCAACAUCCUAAUAUGUCAAAUCCUGUAUUUCUUGAUACAUCAUUUGAAUUUAUAUCAUCUAUGAGAAGAGAUGAGGAAAAUGAAAUAAUGAUUGGUGAUAGUCGAUUUUCUUUACUACCUUAUUCAAUUAAGAUUAGUGAAGAUGAAAUAAUGAGUAAAUUUGAUUUCAUUGUUAGUUUUCAACAUGAUCUGAAUCUGAAUGAACUCUCAUGUACCAUUAAUGCUUCUGUUGAUUUAUUCAAUUUUGAAACAGUUUGUAUAAUUACACAAAGAUUACAGACAACGUUACAUCAACAGUUCACAUCUUAUCAUCAUAAAACAACCAAACCAAUCUAUGAAUUAUCAUUAGUAUUAUCAAAUGAACAAUAUCUAAUGCAAUCAUUGAAUAAUACACAAAUAUCAUUCUCAUCUUCUCUCACUUGUAUUCAUCAUGAGUUUGUACAUCAAGUAAUGAAACAUCCACAAAAACUAGCUGUUGAACUAGAUGAACAAUCAUUGACAUAUUGUGAACUUCUAUACUAUGUUCAAAUGUUAUCUUUAACUCUUCUUAAUGAAUACCAUGUGUUUCCAGGUGAGGUGGUGAUUGGCAUUAUGGCAAUUGAAAUGGCUGGUGGCGUUUAUUGUCCAUUAUCACCUCGAGAUCCACAACAUCGUUUGCAUGCACUCACACAACAAACUCAAAGUCGUCUUGUACUUAUUCAUCAUUUAACUGAGAGCGAACUCGAUCCUAAGAUUGUAUCACUUAAUAUCGAUUCAGUAUUGAUUGUUAAUAAUAUGGAAAGUAAUAUUAAUAUUGAUCAACUAUCAAACAUAAAAGUUACAUUCGAUGAUGUAGCUUAUAUCAUUUUCACAAGUGGCUCAACUGGAAUACCAAAAGCGGUUCAAAUUCGUCAUGAAAAUUUUACUCGUUAUAUGUACUCAUUUGUGAGUGUUAGCGCAUUGAAGAAGGAUGAUGUAACCAUUCAGAUGUCUAGAAGUACUUUUGACGUUCAUCUUCAAGAAAUAGCUGGCGUUCUAUUAUUUGGCGCUACAUUAGUUAUGCUACAUCCAAGAGGAAUCAUGGACUUUGAGUAUCUUGUCAAUGUUAUGAUAGAGAAGAAUAUUACUUAUUUUGCUUCUGUUCCAACUUUAAUUAAUAAUUUCUUCACUUUUCUACAACAACAAAAUCAUCAUAAUGCUGUGCAAUACCUGCGAGCAGUUUGCAGUGGCGGUGAGCCUUGUUCUUUGAAACUAAUAAAUUUAAUGUUAAAUACUGUAACACACACUUGUCGAUUAUUGAACAUGUAUGGUACUGCUGAAACAACAAUUGAUUGCACAAGUUAUGUCAUAGAUAGAAAUCUAAAUAUGAUCAACAUUCCAAUUGGACGUCCACUACCCAGCUAUCGAUGUACGAUUAUGAAUCAAUAUUUACAAUCAUCUACCACUGCUCAAGAAGGUGAAUUGGUUAUAGGUGGAGUAGGUGUAUUUGCUGGUUAUCUUGGACGUGACGAUUUAACUGCAAAAGUUCUUGUUGAAAUAGAUGGUGAACUAUUUUAUCGAACAGGUGAUCUUAUUACAAUGGAUAACAGUGGUCUUCUCCAUUAUCAAGGAAGAAAAGAUCAUCAAAUCAAACUUCAUGGUCAACGAAUUGAACUUGGUGAAAUCGAACGAUGUUUACUUAACAUCACAUCCAUCUCUACAUGUGUUGUCAUGAAAUGGAAUGAUGAUUAUUUAGUUGCAUAUGUUCAAAGUUCUGAUACUAAUGAACGGGAAUUACAUGAACAUUGUCAAUCUCACCUUCCACCACAUAUGAUUCCAUCUUUCUUUAUUAUUCUUGAUAAAUUACCUUUGAAUCAAAAUGGAAAAGUAGAUCGAAAACAACUUGCUUCACCCGACUUCUCUCCAUCGACUUUGUUAUCGUCUGAUAAAUCUGAUACGCCUCUUAAUCAGUUCGAAGAACGUAUACACACUAUUUGGUGUCAAGUUCUUCAUUCUAAUCAAGAUAACAUUUCUAGAACUACCAGCUUUUUCAGUGUUGGUGGUCAUUCACUAUUAUUUAUUGAGCUUUAUCAUCAUUAUCAGUCAGUAUUCAACUUUGAUACUCAUACACUUUCGAUUGCUCCAUUUCUUCAACAACCAACUAUUUGUCAACAUUCACAAUUACUUCAAACAGUUAUAAUGAAUAAUAUCAAGACAACACAAUGGUACACGUUACAUAUAAAUGAAGCUAUUGCCUCUUUUGCUCAAGAACGUAUCUUUCUUGAUGAACAAGUUCGUUUUUCGAGUGAUAUUGCUAUUUAUAAUGAACUGUCGACUUUACAAGUUGUUGAAGGAUCAUUAUCAUUCAAUCGUUUAUUACAAGCAUUUCGAUAUGUUUUGAAUAAACAUAGAAUAUUACGUACAUCUCUUAUAUUUAGCAAUGAAAAUAGCAGUUUGAAACAAUGCAUCACAAAUAUACAUAAAAAAUUCACAAUAACUAUGAAUCAAACAUUUGAAAAUGACAAUGAACUUCGAGAUAUUAUUUAUCAAACAACUACCAAUCCUCAUCUCUUCGAUUUAUCAACUGGUCGUGUUUUUCAUGCUGAAAUUCUGAAACAUGAAACAUCAUUAAAUGAAAAUGAAAAUAGUAGCAAUGAGGUCAUAACUAAUUCUGAUGUUCUUCUCAUUGUUUUUCAUCAUGCAGCAUUUGAUCGAGCAAGUACUUCGAUCUUUUUCAAUGAUCUAUGUUUCGCUUAUAAUACUAAUGCAAUACCAAUAGAAGAUGAUGAUGAAUCAUUACAAUAUAUUGAUUAUAGUACACAUGAACGUCUAAUUGAUAUGACAACAUCUCGUGAGUUUUGGUGUUUACAAUUAGAAGAAUACAAUUUCGGCUCUCGACUAUUAUUACCAGUUGAUCGACAUCAUUUGUCUAACGAUCAUCGAUCGAGUUCUGCUUCUGUCACUCAAAUCUCGUUUGACAACGAGAUUUCACAAUCAUUUCUGGAUUAUGCUUCUAUACA
This is a messenger RNA of Adineta steineri, 4519 nucleotides long. The record is from the annotation of a GenBank genome assembly. NCBI's taxonomy places the organism in Eukaryota, Metazoa, Rotifera, Eurotatoria, Adinetida, Adinetidae.